CCAAAGUUCUUCUGGUUCAGCCCACCUGCCCAAAUCACCGCUAUUGCAGCCCCUUUGGCAGUGGAGGUCAAUCACAGCUGUGAGGAGACAUGGGUGCCUUCUCAUCCUUCAUUCAAGGAGAGGUUUCCAGAAAGCAGGGAUUCAGUCUCCAAAAUCUAUGCUGUCUCUCAGUGGGAGGUCUGUCCAGCCAGCAGUGCAUAGUUGGACAAUAAUGCAGCUGACCAUUAGUAGAAAGAAUUUCAAUAGCUUUUUUGGGACUAAACAGACCAUCGAAACAUAAGAAAAUUAAAAGGGUAUGAAUUUAACAAAAAGUAAAUGUGAGCAUGUUGCAAAGGAACAAAUAACAGGAAUCUAGAGUGGUCCAAGGCUGUUCCUUUGCCUUUAUGGCUAAAAAUAAAGGCCAGUUAGUGUGUCAACUGCAUUUUCUCCUCUUUUGAACUCUUUCAAAUUACUUCAUAAUAAUUAUAGCAUGUGAUAUCAAAGUGAUAUCACAUGCUAUAAUGUCUGUGGCUUUGCAUGCUUCAAAAGGAAGAGAUAUUGUGAAGAGAAUAUAGGUUAUACACUCAGAUCUCUAGGAAAACAAUGAUUAACCCGGAUGUUACAGUGAAGGCUUGAUUCUGUUUAAUAAUUCCUGUUUUCGACAGUGGUCUCAGACGGCACUCGUUCUGAAAACACACACCACAUAUAUACAUGAAGUUUGGCAUUUGCUGACUUAAUGUAUAAAACUCACCAUCUAUAUAAUUCCCAUCUGCAACCAAACACAUUUAGAUUAACACCACUCUAAAAGCUAGUUUUAGUGUUUAGUUUCUUAAACUUCUAUUUUGUGUUCAUAAUUGUAAUCCAUCUAAUUAUUUCCAUAUAAUAUUAUUCAAAUGAACACACCUUUGCACUGUUGUCUCUGUGGGCUGGGAAAUUACUCUAGGUCCAUGUGGGCUUCCUCCAAUUACACCAAAUUAUAUUUUGCUCUGGGCAAAUUUACCUCUACUAAACAGGAGCUUCUUCUCUCGCUCUCUUUGCAGACGUGAAUCCCUCCUCUCCUCUUCCUUUCUCUCACUCCAUCUCUCUCCCUCUCUCUGGUGGGCUAUGGCUGUGUCUGCAUGGCUAUGGGCACAGGGGCUCCUGGCUGCGAUGGUCUGGGUGCACGCUGUGGGGCCUUCAUGCAAUCUGCAGAGCAGGUCCAUCUCUGGGAGUCUGUUCAAGGAAGGUGAUGUGAUCAUUGGGGGUCUGUUCCCUGUUCAUUUUGUUGCUCCAGAACCUGACCACAUAUUCACACACAAAGUGAUGGGAGGCCACUGUCAAGGGGCUGACCUACGGUCAUACCACUGGCUCCUGACCAUGAUCUUCACUGUGGAAGAAAUCAACAGAGAUCCAGCGCUGCUACCCAACCUCACUCUGGGUUACCUUGCUGCUGACAGCUGCCUGGCUGAGGGCAGCACCCUGAGUGCUGCGCUGGCGAUGGUGACAGGGCAGGAGGAGGCUGUAACUGGAGAACAGUGCACCAGGGCUCCCAGUGUGCCCGUCAUCAUUGGCGAUGCCCGGUCUGCUGCCUCCAUAGUGUUAGCUGAUACUCUGGGUGUUUUUGGCAUCCCCCUGGUUAGUUACUUAGCUUCCUGUGCAUGUCUCAGUGACCGAACCAGGUUCCCCACCUUCCUCCGCACUGUUCCCAGUGAUGCCCUCCAGGCUAAGGCCAUCGUCCGUCUGCUGAUCCUGAUGGGCUGGUCCUGGGUUGGGGUUGUCUCCGGAGAUGAUGCAUAUGGGAUAAGUGGCAUGCAGCUAUUGCUGGAGGAACUGGAGCAUUCAAGCAUGUGCCUGGAGUACCUGGAGGUCAUCCCCAAAUCCUUUGCACCAAGCAAAAUAAGACAUAUUGUAGAGAGAAUCCAGAGCUCCAGGGCCAAGGUGGUGGUCACGUUCGCCAUCGCCCCAGAUAUUGAGGUCUUGCUGAGUGAAGUGGCAAAGCAGAAUGUGACUGACAAGCAGUGGAUUGCUACUACUGUCUGGAGCACCUCCAGCCGACACGUCGCUCUGAGUGCCGGUUGCCUGGCAGGCACACUUGGCUUUGCCCUGAGGCGGGUUGAUAUCCAGGGUCUGGACUCCUAUCUGACCCAGUUCAACCCGGAAAUGCACCUACAGUAUCUGCUGCUACAGAAUGUUUGGGAGGAGGUGUUUGGUUGCAGAUUUGGGGAGGAAACCCAGACAGGACCUUCAGUGCCACAGUGCACAGGCUUGGAGAAAGCAAAAGACCAGGGGGAGGUCUAUUCUGAUAUCAGCUAUAAUGUGUAUAAGGCUGUGUAUGCUAUUGCACAUUCUGUUCAGGACAUCUUGGCCUGCCAGCCUGGGAAAGGACCAUUUGAGGAUGGGGAAUGUCCUGAUAUUAAAGCAAUAAAACCUAAACAGCUUCUGCACUAUCUAAAGUCAGUAAAUUUCACAACACCAGUGGGUGAGUUGGUCUAUUUUGAUAAGAAUGGGAAUCCAUCAGCAUCAUACGACAUCCUUAAUUGGCAAUUAGGAGCAAACGGAAAGAUGGAAUUUGUGAAGGUUGGGCAGUUUGAUCCAACAAGAGGACCAGAGCGAGACUUCUACUUGGACCUCAACAAAGUGGUCUGGGGAGGAGGCUGUGGUGAUGAGGUGCCAGUGUCUGUGUGCAGUGAGAGCUGUCCCCCGGGCACCAGGAAGGCUGUGCAGAAAGGAAAGCCUGUUUGCUGCUAUGACUGUGUACCAUGUGCAACAGGGGAGAUUAGCAAUGCUACAGACUCCACAGAGUGCAACAAGUGUCCAGAACGGUUCUGGUCCAGCACUGAUCGGACAGUGUGUGUUCCAAUGCAAGUGGAGUUUUUGUCCUUUCGAGAUAACAUGGGCAUUGUCCUCUCAGUGCUGUCUGUUGCUGGGGCAACACUUACUGGGACCAUCCUGGCUGCCUUGUUCCAUCAUCGGGACACGCCCCUGGUCCGCGCCAACAACUCAGAGCUGAGCUUCCUGCUGCUGCUGUCACUCACACUAUGCUUCCUUUGUGCGCUGACUUUCAUUGGCCAGCCUACACGUUGGUCCUGUAUGCUGCGCCAUACCCUGUUUGGGAUCAGCUUUGUGGUGUGUCUGGCCUGUGUGCUCAGUAAGACUGUAGUUGUCCUGGUUGCCUUCAGAGCAACUCUGCCAGGAUCAAAUGUGAUGCGCUACUUUGGCCCUUUUCAGCAGAGAGCAGGAAUUCUCUUCUGUACACUGGUUCAGCUGGUGGUCUGUGUGCUGUGGCUGGUGUUAGCACCUCCUGUACCUACAGAAAGUGCGGGAGGUGAGCUUGGAGCUCGGGUGGUGCUGCUCUGUGCUGUGGGCUCAGUGGCGGGCUUCUACCUAGUGCUGGGAUACAUCGGCUUAUUGGCAGGUGUCUGCUUUGUUAUGGCCUUUCUCGCCCGGAAGCUUCCGGACAAUUUCAAUGAGGCAAAAUUCAUCACAUUCAGUAUGCUGAUCUUUUGUGCUGUGUGGAUCGCCUUUGUUCCAGCAUAUGUCAGCUCUCCAGGGAAGUACACAGUGGCAGUGGAGGUCUUUGCCAUCCUGGCCUCCAGUUACGGCCUUCUGCUGUGUAUAUUUGCCCCAAAGUGUUACAUCAUUCUACUCAGACCAGAAAAGAAUAUAAAAAAGAACAUAAUGGCUAAAUAGUAGACUGCCUUUCUAUUAGCUGGGGGUUAUGUAGACCUGUAAAUGAAAAGUGUAGGUAUCUCAAUGUGUUUUAUUUAAAUAUAUCGUCAAAAUUUCACAAAACUGUGCAUUUUAUUUAUUAUUUAAAUAAAGGGUACCAUCAUCUCAAAUGUAUUUAUUUUAUUUGAUAACAAUGAGAAUAGUAAGCCAAUGCUUUCCUAGCAAUACGACAAAGGUGUGUAAAACACAUUUUCUGACAUAAAAAAACAAUAUAUUAUUGCAUCAGUUUAUUCUG
This is a messenger RNA of Electrophorus electricus (electric eel), 3922 nucleotides long. Lineage: Eukaryota; Metazoa; Chordata; Actinopteri; Gymnotiformes; Gymnotidae. The record is from RefSeq and is a predicted model, not a curated record.